Molecule: messenger RNA, 1742 nt
Organism: Cheilinus undulatus (humphead wrasse)
Lineage: Eukaryota; Metazoa; Chordata; Actinopteri; Labriformes; Labridae
Gene: slc16a5b
Product: solute carrier family 16 member 5b
Exons: 5
Coding region: 67-1671 (534 amino acids)
Biological process (GO): monocarboxylic acid transport; transmembrane transport
Molecular function (GO): monocarboxylic acid transmembrane transporter activity
Source: RefSeq, a predicted model, not a curated record
GCGCAGUAAGACGAGUGUAAAGACAGGAGGUGAAGAAGGACAAAAAGCAGAGCUAAUAGCAACAACAUGCAACAGCUUCAAGAAGAAAGUCCCUGCUCAAGAGAUGAUGCUCUACCCUGGAGGGAGAGCCAAGUUUCUGCUCAGUGUGCUGACAAACUAGAGCAGUGGCCUCGAGAUCCAGAAUUACAACACAGUGAUAUAAAGGAGGAAGACCAAGAAGAGGAGACUGGGAUUAAUUCUAAUCCCCCUGAUGUCACACAGGUGGGUGGUAAACAUCCAAUAGCACCUGAUGGAGGCUGGGGCUGGGUGGUGCUGGUAGCCACCAUGUUUGUUCUGUCUAUGACAACUGGGUUCCCAUCAUGCAUUGGUAUCUUCUACAAUGACCUGCAAAUGGAGUUCAGUGCCAGCAACACAGAGACGUCCUGGGUGAUGGCCAUCAUGGUGUCUGCGAUGUAUGCUGGAGGAAUUUUAUGCAGUGUUUUAGUGGAGCAUUAUGGUUGUCGAGUAACAGUGAUUGUGGGUGGACUUUUGAGUGGACUAAGCAUGGCGGCCUCCUCACUCGCAAGGACCAUUGGUGAAAUUUACAUCACUAGUGCAAUCACAGGUCUCGGAUUCUGCCUCUCCUUCCAGCCCUCGGUGACUAUCAUUGGUCACUACUUUGUGUGCCGGCGCGUCUUUGCUAACGCUAUAUCAACCACUGGUACAGCUGUGGGCCUGAGCAUUAUUCCCCUCAUUUCCAAUGCUCUGCUCAGAUGGUUUGGCUUGCGUGGAAGUUAUCUAAUCCUUGGCGGGGUUCUGCUGAACUGCUGUGUAUGUGGUGCCAUUAUGAGGCCAGUUGCACCACGUCCAAAACAAUCAAAAAUAUCUGAAAAAAACAACAGCAUUUCUCCGCAGCAGGUGGAGAGAGGGCUAAAAGACAGAAUAAGCACUGCUCUUCUUCGCUUUGUGGCAUUUCUACACAAACAUAUGGCUUUUGACCUGCUGGCGAGUAAUGUCCGUUACCGUUGCUUUUGUGUGAAUGUGGCCUUGAUUGUGAUAGGUCUCUCAGUGCCUCUGAUCUACCUGGUCCCUUAUGCUGUCCUCUACAACAUCUCAGCAGACAACGCUGCCCUGCUGAUGUCUGUCCUGGGUUUUGUGAACAUCGCAGUGCGUCCAGCAGCUGCAGUCAUCUUGGGACUGCCUCGUUUCAGAGGCAGCAUCGUUCUUGUGUUUGUAUUCUGCAGUGCUUCGCUCACAGGAGGACUGAGUAACUGCAUCUGUGCAGCGUCUGCAUCCUUUGGAGCACUCCUGACCUAUGUGGUGAUCAUAGGGAUGUCCAUGAGUGUGACUGCCUCAUUGAUGUUUACUGUGCUGAUGGAUUUGGUGGAGUUGAGUCGCUUUCCUUCAGCUUUUGGACUUCUUUGCUUGUUUAAAAGCAUCGCGCUGCUAGUUGGGCCACCUCUGGCAGGCAUGCUGGUGGACCUCACAGGUCAAUAUUCAUAUGUUUUCUACGCGUCUGGUGUGUGCGUAUGCGCUGCCAGCCUCUAUCUGAUGGGAUUCUUCUUCUUCAUGGACAGAAAGGAAGACAGAGAGAGGAAGAGAAGCUUAAAGAAAGCAUCAGAAAACUGUCAGACACCUUUUGUAAAGUUGUCCCCUGACUGCCAUGAUGCCCUCCCAGGAAAUGAUUUAUAAUGUUCAGAAAACACAUUCAGUCCCAGAUCUGAUAGUCUGGACCCAAAUUUGAUUGUCAUGAAAAUGUUCAA